AACCGCCGAGUGGUAAACAAACAUGGUACUGGAGGGGGAAGCGGUAUCCGCGUCGAUGGCAGAGAUGCAACUUGACAUGACGGCACUCGCUACAGAAGUCAAGGGAAGUGUAACCAAAGACAGCACUGAGCAAGUAGACAAAGCCCCUGUGAAGUAUUUUACCUACGAUUACUCAAUCAAGAGGAGAUUACAAAGUUUUCUUGUUGGAGAUUCCAGAUCACGUUUUUACAACACAGUAUUUGACUUUGUGAUAAAGCUGACAGCCUGUCUACUGUAUAUAACUCGUGUACAGCUUGAUGACACCAGGGAGUAUGAGUGUGGAGGCCAUCGUUGUGAGAACGGCACAACGGCCAUACCUGAGAGUGAGGAAUACACCAUGGUUUUCUCUUCAACCAGGAUAAAUUGGUACUUGUUGCUGUGGGUACACAGACCCUUUCCCCUGUGGGUGUUGGAAGUGGGACUGUCAACUGUAACACUUAUCAAGGCUCUCAUCACAGUGUACGUCACCUACAAGAUGAGUCCUAUGGAGAAAAUUGUGGAGCCUUUCUUUGUGUUGGAGUUAGUAUCCUCUGUGCCCAUGAUCGUUACAGUCUGCUGGUGGCCAUUGCGGAACCUGUACGUCCCCACCUUCCUCAACAUCUGGCUUGCCAAAGAGGCUCUCGAGAGUCUAUUUCACGACCUUCACCUCACAAAGCAGAGGUUUCAGUGUAUCGCGGUGACGAUGUACCAGCAGAUGUUGAUUUUAACAGCUACCCUGGUCUGCCUCAUCAUUACCACCGUGUGUGGUAUCCAGCACAUCCAGCGGGCCAGUCAGCUGGAGCGGCUGUCGCUUUUUGAGUCGGUCUGGUUUGUUAUCGUCACCUUCUCCACCGUGGGGUAUGGGGACAUCUCACCUGACAUCUGGCUGGGGCAGCUUUUUAUGAUGCUCAUGAUCUGUGCAGCUUUUGCUUUCGUUCCCAGACAGGUUGAGAUUAUAGCGUCCACUUGGAUUGAGCGUCAGAAGGAGGGCGGGACUUUCAGUCAGCACAGGGCGUCACGCACUAAACACGUUGUCGUCUGUACCAGCACGCUCUCCGCCGAUACGCUCAUGGACUUCCUCAAUGAGUUCUACGCUCAUCCAAAACUAGAGGAUCACAUGGUAGUGUUGCUCUCCCCCAGCGAACUGGACCUCACCAUGCAGACCAUCCUGAGGGACCCCAAAUGGGUCAACAGGGUCAUGUACAUACGGGGGUCCGCGCUGAAAGACGCCGAUCUCUCACGUUGUAGAAUCCAAGUCUCUGAGGCGUGUUUUAUUUUGGGAAACAGAACAAAUGUGGACAAAGAUGCUGCAGAUCAGCAUACCAUCCUACGAUCCUGGGCGGUGAAGGACUUUGCCCCUAAUUGUCCUCAGUAUGUCCAGAUCUUCAAGCCAGAGAGCAAAAUCCACGUCAAGUUCGCAGAGCACAUCGUUUGUGAAGAUGAGUUUAAGUAUGCCCUACUGGCCAACAACUGUCUGUAUCCAGGGUUAUCUACCCUCGUCACACUGCUUCUGCACACCUCCAGGGGAGAAGAGGGUCAGGGAGCAGCGGAGAAGUGGCAGCAGAUCUACGGACGUCACUCCGGCAAUGAGAUUUACCAUAUUCAGCUCAGCAACAGCAUCUUCUUCCGGCAGUACAAGGGCUGGUUGUUCACAGAAGCUGCGGUGGAUAGUCAUCAACGAUUCGGUGUGUCUCUAGUUGGCGUGGAGGACCGUAGAAGCGUUGAUCCUCGUCUCUUGCUUAACCCUGGAUCCUCCUACAUCCUCAAAGAUUCGGACAUCUGUUUCUACCUGAGCGUGACCGAGGAGGAGUAUUCCAAGAUCGUCACAGAUCCGGUCGUCCGGGACAAAGUUCGGGCAGUCAAAGAGGAGAUCAAUCAUACAAAUAUGCUGAGGUCAGCCUGUAAAGUGAUGGCGAAUCAUACAACAAAAAUGGUGGAAAAUAUUCACUUCUCCCAGACAGAAAACCACCGUGCCCAAAUGGCGCUGGAGUUACAGAACCUUAACCAAGAGGAAGAAGAGUCGGGAAACGAGUAUGAGGAUGACAGUGUCUUCUCACGUUCCAUGUCGGAUAACUCUCUUCAGUUGUCUCCCUUGGCCCCGGUGAUCCACGUGACAGGUCCAGAGGGCGAUGAAUGCGAAGAAGGCGUGGAGGACCCGCUUCUGCACGGACAAGAGGACUCAGUUAAGGAUUCGGGGACGGAGUUGGACAGAUCUGGAGACGGCGACGGUGUCCUUAAUAUUUAUCCGGACAUGGGGCAAGAAGGGAUGUGCACUGGUGUUCCUCCGACGUCGAUGUACAUUGGCACCAAAGAGACAAUAUGUCACCUGGUGGCGGACAGACGUCAGGAUUGCUGCCUCCGAUGGGAUCAGACUUGUGAACACUGCUCAUACAAACACGCCCGAGACAGUCGCUGGGAUAAUCAGCUAAUCAUCUUAGCUGCAGAGAGACCCAGCAGUGGUAUUUACAACUUCAUCGUCCCGCUGAGGUCAAACUUCUUACAGCGGGAGCUACUCAACCCAAUCAUUCUUCUCCUGGAGAAUGAACCAGAUCCAAUCUUCCUUCAUAGCAUUUCCCAGUUCCCGAUGGUCUACUGGAUGCUCGGAAAAAUCACAGUGCUAGAUGACUUGCUAAGAGCGGGCAUCAACAAAGCGGCUCAUAUCGUCAUAGUGAACAGGGAGGGGAGUCAAGUAUGUAAGGAGAACACUCUUGCCGAUAGCAAUACCAUCGUAGCCGUACAGACCAUUCAUAAGCUGUUCCCGUCCACAAGCGUGAUCACUGAGCUCAGUCAGUCGUCCAACAUGAGAUUUAUGCAGUUCCGAGCCCUCGAUGAGUACUCGUGGAAGAUCUCCAAGCUGGAGAGGACAAUUAAAAACCAAGGUUCUAAUUUAUCCUACAUGUUCCGCAUUCCUUUUGCUGCUGGGAACGUCUUCAGCGCCUGUAUGCUGGACACAUUGUUGUAUCAGACAUUCGUGAAGGACUACCUGAUUAGUUUUGUGCGCCUGUUAUUGGGCAUUGACAGGGUGGAAGGGUCAGGGCAUUUAUCCAGUAUCCGCGUCAAAAAGCAGACCGUCGCAACGUUUCCCACUUACGGACGUCUGUUUCAGAGUCUGGUACUUACAACUGGGGAAAUCCCCAUCGCUAUUUAUAGAACACAAAGGGGCGACAACCCUUCAGACCGCCUGGAUGAGCAUAAGUUGAGAAAGAACGGGCCUCUGAGAGGACCAUCAGUAAAGACACGAAGGCGACAGGCAACGAUGAAGAAAGAGGUGGUGCGACUGGUGAAGUGCCGCAUGGAAAUUCUGGGCUUACCAGACGAUGAUUACAAUGACGACCACAGAAACAAGACGGAUGUUUCCUUCGUGAUUGUCAACCCUUAUUACAGACGCCGGCUCAAACGUGGCGAUAUUGUCUACGUUAUCCAACCCAGUUCUAUGUGUGCUGUUCAACCGAUCGACCUCAGGCGACGGAAAACUCGUCACUGUAGCACUGAAACUCCGCCCACUUGUAAGAAAGUGGAUCUCGUUCACCUUCACUCUGUGCCCUGAAUCCCCAAUAUAAGGGGAGAUAACUACAGGUAUAAGUUAAUCAACCGUCAAUCAUCUGAUCGGCCAAUCGGAGCGCUUGGUCGCUGCUCAUGGCAACAGCUGUCGACUCCGCCCACGGAAUACGACAGCAUAAUGUGAGAACAGUAAUAAGCGUAAAAUGAGUCAGUGUACCAGUGCACGCCCUCAGUAUCAAAUGACCAUCAGCGGUAUGCGCUACUUUUCAAGCAAAGUAGAUCAUCUCUCCAACAGAACUUGAAAGUUCUUCACCGAUAUGGAUCACCAGUUUUUCAGCUAUGUAUCUCACAUCUUACGCUAAAUGAUGCUCAGCUGUGAACUAAGGUACAGUAGGAUGCUUCCAGCUACACAGUUGUAUGUGAGACACAUCUUCUACAGAAUGGUCAAUGCUUCGGGCUGUACAGCUGUUUGUGACACAUCUUCAACAGAAUGAUCAAUCCUCCGGGCUGUACAGCUGUUUGUGAGACACAUCUUCAACAGAAUGGUCAAUGCUUCGUGCUGUACAGCUGUUUGUGACACAUCUUCAACAGAAUGAUCAGUGCUUCGGGCUGUACAGCUGUUUGUGAGACACAUUUUCAACAGAAUGGUCAAUGCUUCGUGCUGUACAGCUGUUUGUGACACAUUUUCAACAGAAUGAUCAAUCCUCCGGGCUGUACAGCUGUUUGUGAGACACAUCUUCAACAGAAUGGACAAUGCUUCGGGCUGUACAGCUGUUUGUGACACAUUUUCAACAGAAUGAUCAAUGCUUCGGGCUGUACAGCUAUUUGUGACACAUCUUCAACAGAAUGGUCAGUGCUUCGGGCUGUACAGCUGUUUGUGACACAUCUUCAACAGAAUGGUCAAUCCUCCGGGCUGUACAGCUGUUUGUGACACAUUUUCAACAGAAUGGUCAGUGCUUCGGGCUGUACAGCUAUUUGUGACACAUCUUCAACAGAAUGGUCAAUGCUUCGGGCUGUACAGCUGUUUGUCACACAUCUUCAACAGAAUGAUCAAUGCUUCGGGCUGUACAGCUAUUUGUGACACAUCUUCAACAGAAUGAUCAAUGCUUUGUGCUGUGUAACUAUCUAUGGGACACAUCUUUAACAGAAUGAAGAAUGACCCCUGCUAUAGGUGAGACACAUCUUCAACUGAAUGAACAGUGCUUCUUGUUAUACAGUUGUACGUGAGACACGUCUUCAGCAGAAUGAUCAGUACUCCGUGCUGUACAACUAUUUGUGGGACACAUCUUUAACAGAAUUAAGAAUGAUUCCUGCUAUAGGUGAGACACGCCUUUACAAAAUGAACGGUGCUUCUUGCUAUACAGGUGUAUGUGAGACACGUCUUCAACAGAAUGAACGUUGCUUCUUGCUAUACAGUUGUAUGUGAGACACGUCUUCAACAGAAUGAGCCAGAGACAUACCUUCAACAGAAGAAGCAAUAAUUCCUGGUACAGUUGUAUGUAUGUCAAACGCAUCUUUAACCGAAUAAGUAAUUCUUCUUGGAACAACUGUAUGACAGAGAUACCUUCAACAUAAAGAAGCAAUAAUGCCUGCUAUCAAUUAUAUGUACGGCGUGUGUUCAACAGAAUGAAAUAUUCAACAGAAUGUGCAAUGCUACCAAUUAUAUUUACGGCAUGUGUUCAGCAAGGCAACACCUUUUUCAACCGGGCUGUAUGCGAAACAGUAAUCUUUCAAAGAAAAUCAAUCAGUGGGGUAGAUGUAUGUGAAACACCAUUUUAACAAAAACUGUUACAGUGAUCGCUGCAUUUGUAAGGCAAUUUUUAAACAGAAUAAUCAGGUCUUCCUUUCGCCAUGGCCACCUACCAUGCCUUCGUGUCAUUGGGCGAUGUGGGAGAAGAAAACUGAAACGUCAUUGAAUUUAACACCAGUUGAGGUUUGAAACGCCAGUUAAAAUGAUUCCCAGCUCAUCGUGUUAGGUGUAAAGUUUGAAGUUGAUCAUUCUCUAAGCCAGCAUAAUGGAGAGAAAAAAUGUGCUGUAUGUUCCGAUUUGAUGAAAUGUUGUAUUUGUGUUCACUUUUAUGUACAGUCUAAUUAUAUAUAAUUAGACUGUAAUAUUUAUAAUUAUAUAACAAAUACAAGUCGUUUACUGUCCAUACAAUUCAAUGAUUCCGUAAGGUACUUAAAUUAUGCAAUAUACAUGUAUGGUUUUAAACAACUUAUUUAUAUUAUUUACAUAUAUUUAUCUCUAUUACCAUGUUGCUUGCAUGGCGUGUACCAGCAAUGGGAUUUUCAGCAUAUAAAUUUGUCAUUCCUUGUAUAGUGAAUACGUAAAUGGAAGUGUUUUGUUUUUCUUUUUUGCAGGAGUGGUUGUCAAUUUUUAACUUUUGCAAACCACCUUAGUUUGGAUAUUCUCAACCUUAUAUUUGUGGUACUUGUGAUACAUUAGCAUAUGUAAAAUACAAAUGUUGGUUUUUCAAACGUUUGCCUAUUUUUUUUUUUUUUGUUCAAAUUCUGUGUCAACCCGGUUCCGGUUUUUAACUUCAAUCCUGUUUUCUUUGUCAUCUUCUGCCUAUCUCUCU
Molecule: messenger RNA, 6098 nt
Organism: Liolophura sinensis
Lineage: Eukaryota; Metazoa; Mollusca; Polyplacophora; Chitonida; Chitonidae
Product: potassium channel subfamily T member 2-like
Biological process (GO): potassium ion transmembrane transport
Cellular component (GO): plasma membrane
Molecular function (GO): intracellular sodium-activated potassium channel activity; outward rectifier potassium channel activity
Source: RefSeq, a predicted model, not a curated record